ACCAAUUUAUCCAUACUUCCAAACCAAUUUUUUCUUAUAGGAUUGUUACAUUCUUUCUCUCUAAAAUAACAUAUCAAACAUGAAUUCAAUUUUCUAUGUUUUAGUACUAGUUCUUAUUCUUCAAAAUCCUCUUGUAACACAAUGUCACAGCAAAGGUCUUCGACCAAAACCUUACAAUGGAAUUAAUAACUCUGCAAACAUGACCAAAGUUCAAGAAUCAGAACAACAGUUCAUGAAAUGGGUGAAAUUCAUCGGUGCUCUCGAUCACACCGUCUUUCGAACAGCGAAAAACAAGCUUUUUCCUUCUUAUACUCUCAAUGUCUAUAAGAAUUCCAAAAAAAGAGGGUUCUCAUCUAUUCAAUCCGCCAUUGAUUCUCUUCCAUUCAUCAACCUAGUUAGAGUUGUCAUCAAAGUUCAUGAAGGUGUUUACACAGAGAAAGUUUACAUUCCUCCAUUGAAAUCAUUCAUAACAAUACAAGGAGCAGGUGCAGAUAAAACAAUUGUUCAAUGGGGUGACACUGCUCAAACACCUAAUCCUGGCGCAAAAGGACAAACAUUAGGAACCUAUGGUUCUGCAACUUUUGCUGUUAAUUCACCUUAUUUUAUUGCUAAGAACAUCACAUUCAAAAACACUGCUCCAAUUCCAGCACCAGGAGCAGUUGGAAAACAAGGUGUGGCAUUGAGGAUUUCAGCUGAUAAUGCAAUAUUUCUUGGAUGCAAAUUUUUAGGUGCACAAGAUACUCUCUAUGAUCAUCUUGGUAGACAUUAUUACAAAGAUUGUUAUAUUGAAGGCUCCGUCGAUUUCAUAUUCGGCAAUGCGCUCUCUCUUUUCGAGGGUUGUCACGUGCAUGCGAUAGCAGAGAAUACAGGGGCAGUAACAGCACAAGGAAGGAGCAGUAUAUUAGAGGACACGGGAUUCUCAUUUGUACACUGUAAGGUCACGGGAUCAGGAGCACUAUACCUUGGAAGGGCUUGGGGUCCUUUUUCUAGAGUUGUCUUUGCUUAUACAUACAUGGACAAUAUCAUCAUUCCCAAAGGAUGGUAUAAUUGGGGUGAUCCCAAUCGAGAAAUGACUGUAUUCUAUGGACAAUACAAGUGCACAGGACCAGGAGCAAGCUAUGCAGGAAGAGUAUCAUGGUCAAGGGAACUCACUGAUGAAGAAGCUAAACCUUUUAUUUCACUUAGCUAUAUUGAUGGCUCUGAAUGGAUUAAUUCAUUCUUUUGAUUUUAGAGAAAAUUUGCUUGUUUUCUCAUGGCACAAAUUUUUUUAUGUAAAAAUUCCAUAAUAAUAAUAAUAAUAAUAAUAAUAAUAAUAAUAAUAUAAUAAUAAUAAUAAUAAUAAAGAUAAUAAUAAUAAUAAUAAAGAUAAUAAUAAUAAUAAUAAUAUGUAUAUAUACUACUCCCUUUGUUUCAAUACCCUUGCAAGCUUUAUGUUAAUAAAUGCAGUUACAUUGAGGAUUAAUCACGACAACUUUGUUUCAAUAUCCUUGCAAGCUUUAUAUAAAUAGAAAAGUAGAUGAAAUGAAUCGGAAAGGGGGUGUGAAUUUUAUGUCCUAUAAGGAGAUAUUCAAAGUAGUCAUCAAAUAGAUGUACUCAAAUUUGAGGAAGAUAUGAAAGGUUAUGUGUGUGCUGAUAUCUUUUUUUAACAUAUAGUAGAUGAAUCUAUAGUUAUAAUAGAAGAUGAAGUAAGAGAGUAUGUUGAAUUUGUACAUGAACCAAUAAAUAUUGACUCGAAUUAUGAGGUUUAAGUUAAGAAGGGGGGAAUGUCUAAGGUGAGCAGAGUGAAAAUGUAAAUGUUUAGCAGAUGGAAGAAGUCCAGAUUGAGGAGAAGGAAGAAGUCCAGUUUGUGAAUAGGAUAAAUCCAUGUUGAGGAGAUAUAAGAAGUCUAUGUUGAUGAGGGGGAAUAAGUCCAUUUUGAGGAGAGGGAAGAAGUUCAGAUUUAGAAAAGUGCAUAUUCGUUAAACAAGUGACUCCAAACACAAGGUUGAGGUGAAUUGUGUGGGUUUGAAAAUGAUGUCCAAAUUAAAUUAUUUGAUAAAAUAUGAGUUUAAAAUAAAUUUAUAAAACAAUAGAAAGAUAAGCAUCGAAAUAAAGAAAAUCGGACAUAAGGAAAUGCAACAGAACUAAAUAACAAAAAUGUACAGAGAUAAUGGAAGAGAAAGAUGCACUAGAUAUUUACAGAUGUUUUGCCUAAUGAUUUAGCCUUCUCAUCUUCCCACAAGAACUUUUUCUUUGAAGUUUUCACUAUGAUGUGAGCUUUUGACAAGUUUUGCACACUAACCUCCUUACAAAAAGACUAAAAUUUUAUAAUGGUUUUCCUCACAACCAAACACGAGAAGUUUAACUAUGGAGACCUCUUAACUAAGAUUUACCACCAAGACAAUCUCAAGCCAAACGAGUGAUUUUAAUAUCGGCUACGCUCAUGAACCAAACAAGAGUUUUAAUUACAGAGACCCCCAACCAAAUAGAAGUAUUAUCAGGUUCACCUCAACAACUAGGCAAGAGCUUUCCAAUUGGAUUAGCUCGCAGCAAAAUCAAAUUUCUUACAAUGGAAUAUUUAAUAUUUCCCUCACACCUGAACCAAACACCUCACAAAUAAAUGACUCACUCUCAAAAUCACUAAGACAACUGUGAAGAAUAUAUAUAUAUAUAUAUAUAUAUAUAUAUAUAUAUAUACACAGAGAGUGAGAGAGAGAGAGAGAGAGAGAGAUGAGCUUCAAAGCUCUCUUGAGGCUCAUGAGCAAGGGUUAGAUAAGAGGAGUAACGAAAAGGAAAAGGUUGAGAUCACUUUGUAAGCACAGUUCAAUGAGAAGAACAAGAAGUCAAAAGGAAACUAGUCCAAGAAAAAUAAAGGGAAUUUUCUGAAUUUUGGUUGAAAAGAUUCAAAAAAUUCGAAGAGUUUGACAUAUCAAAGGGGGGAGAGCAACUGCAACAAAAAUGGUAGUCAGGGCAACUUUAGAGGUGACAAGUUUGACAAGAGU
Messenger RNA from Vicia villosa (hairy vetch), 2981 nucleotides. RefSeq names its product probable pectinesterase 53. The transcript is spliced from 5 exons. Gene Ontology annotation, molecular function: pectinesterase activity. Gene Ontology annotation, biological process: cell wall modification. The record is from RefSeq and is a predicted model, not a curated record. Lineage: Eukaryota; Viridiplantae; Streptophyta; Magnoliopsida; Fabales; Fabaceae. The coding region runs from base 80 to 1225 and encodes 381 amino acids.